CUGUAUGAUGCUCAGAGGAAGGUGUGGGCGACAAAGGGUGAAGAACAAGAGGCAGGCAAGAAGGACUUCAUUGAGAUACUAAAGACUCUUGAAUCUGAGCUUGGAGACAAGCCUUACUUUGGUGGCGAUGAUUUUGGCUAUGUAGACAUUGCAUUGAUUGGAUUCUACACCUGGUUUCCAGCAUACGAGAAGUUUGCUAACUUCAGCAUCGAAUCAGAGGUUCCGAAACUGAUCGCUUGGGUUAAGAAGUGUUUGCAGAGGGAGAGCGUGGCUAAGUCCUUGCCUGAUCCUGAGAAGGUUACUGAAUUCGUCUCUGAGCUCAGGAAGAAGUUUGUACCUGAAGCAUCUGUGACUGUGAGGUGGUUUGAGUGUAGAGAAUGCUCGAUUUGGGCCGAUUUCGUGGACAAGAAGUUCACCGACGCCCAAUUCAAGAUAUGGGGGAAGAAAGGUGAGGAACAAGAAGCAGGCAAGAAGGAAUUUAUAGAGGCAGUGAAGAUUCUUGAAACUGAGCUAGGAGAUAAACCUUACUUUGGUGGAGAUAGCUUUGGAGAGUCCGAACUGAUCGCUUGGGCAAAGAGGUGCAUGGAGAAAGAGAGUGUGUCUAAGUCUCUCCCUGACUCUGAGAAGAUUGUUGCAUAUGCUGCUGAAAAGACUUGGGCAACCAAAGGUGAGGAGCUUGAAGCAGCCACAAAGGAGUAUAUUGAAAUACUCAAGACACUUCAAUCAUACCAGAAGUUUGGUAACUUCAGCAUCGAACCAGAGUGCUCAAAACUGAUGGCUUGGGGCAAAAGGUGUAUGCAAAGAGAGAGUGUGGCUAAGGCUUUGCCUGAUUCUGAGAAAGUUGUUGGAUACUUAUACGAGCCAGCGGAUAAGAUAUGGCAAACGAAAGGCGAGGAACAAGAGACAGCGAAGAAAGAGUAUAUUGAAGCACUUAAGAUUCUUGAAUCUGAGCUUGGAGACAAACCUUACUUUGGUGGAGAUACCUUUGGGUUCGUAGACAUUGCCAUGACUGGAUAUUACAGCUGGUUCGAAGCAUCAGAGAAAUUAGCUAACUUCAGCAUCGAACCAGAGUGUCCUACACUGAUGGCUUCGGCUAAGCGGUGUUUGCGGAGAGAAAGCGUGGUUAAGUCCCUUCAUGAUUCUGAGAAGAUCCUUGCCUGUGAUCAGACAUACGUACCAUGCAAGGCUUUAUGGUCAGAAACAGGGGAGAAACAAGAGGCAGCGAAGAUGGAGUUCAUUGAAGUACUCAAGACACUUGAUUCAGAGCUUGGAGACAAUCCUUUCUUUGGAGGAAACGAAUUUGGACUUGUGGACAUUGCCUUUAUCGGAUUCUAUAGUUGGUUCCGUACUUACGAGGAGGUAGCAAAUCUUACCAUCGUAGCAAAGUUUCCUAAGCUAAUCUCGUGGGCACAGAGGUGCUUGAAGAGAGAGAGUGUGGCUAAGGCCUUGCCUGACUCUGAUAAGGUUCUUAAGUCUGUCUCUGAUCAUCGGAAGAUAGUUUUAGGAAUCGAUUAGUUUCAUGUAUAGAAGAAUUUCCUCUGUUUUGAUUUCCUCUGUUUUUCAUGUUUUUAUUUUCUGGUUACAAAAUGUGGUGUGUAUUUCAGGUUUUUCAAUAAGUUGGGUAUAGACCGAUGUAUGUUUGUGGUGGGAUUUGAGUGACGCAUAAGUUAGAUUAUGUUGUGGGUGAUACUAAAUUAUCAUUUGUAUUAGUGUAUAAAACGGGUGGUUUUGUAAUAAUGACGUAACGUUCAU
Molecule: messenger RNA, 1752 nt
Organism: Arabidopsis arenosa
Lineage: Eukaryota; Viridiplantae; Streptophyta; Magnoliopsida; Brassicales; Brassicaceae
Source: the annotation of a GenBank genome assembly